AUGAUAUCGUGUCGACGGCUAUUCAGCAAUUCUGCCAUACAUUUACAUGAAAAUCCUCUAGGUCUUCCCAGACAGAAAACUGUGCCUCCGCAAAUUCCACGGAGAACGGGUCCCCCAGCGAAGAGAGGUAUACCCAAUGUCAAAAAGGUCCUUGCAGUUGCUAGCGGAAAGGGAGGUGUAGGGAAGAGCACAGUCACUGUAAACCUCGCAUUCGCACUGGCAAUGCUUCCAUCGCGUCUACGAGUCGGUAUUCUUGAUCUGGACAUAUUCGGACCGUCAAUACCCACACUUAUGGGUCUAGUUCAUGCGGGAGAGCCUCAUCUCACUGAAUCUGGUGCACUCCUGCCUGUAACCAACCACGGACUAUCCACGAUGUCAAUGGGGUACCUCUUACCAAAAGGCAUCGAUACAGCAGUAGUAUGGCGGGGGCUGAUGGUGCAGAAAGCUGUACAGCAGCUGUUAUUCGACGUGGAUUGGACUGGGGGAAGUGGUGGACACGGACUGGACAUUCUGGUGGUAGAUAUGCCGCCUGGAACUGGCGAUGUCCCAUUAACACUCGGACAGCUGGUUAAUGUUGAUGGCGACAAGGAAACUGAUGUGAAAGUAGGUUCCGUUAUCGUAUCGACGCCGCAAGACGUCGCUCUAACAGACGUGAAGAAGGGGAUUUCAAUGUUUCGCAAAGUUUCAGUACCUGUGACCGGUCUCAUACUGAAUCAGUCUCAUUUCAUCUGCGGAAACUGCUCGACACCUCAUUACCUCUUUGGUUCGCCGGACAGAUUUCAUGAAGCUGCAAAGCAGAUGGAGGUGGAUGUACUCGCCGAGCUCCCUUUAGUUCCGGGUGUGAGCAAAGAUGGAGAUUCAGGAAUACCGUAUGCAUUGAGUGGGUGGAAUGAGAAUGAAGUGGGAGGAAAGAUUUGGAAUGAGGCGAUGAAAGGUGUAGCAGAAAAAGUCUGGGCGACAUUGCAGCGACCCCCAUCACAUGUUACACUUUGAGGAGCAAUUUCCGUGCUUGAUGGACAGUUAUGGACAGUUGGAUUUGUGAGAAUAUUCUUGAUUUUUUUGCUCGACAAUAUACACAUUUCACGCAAGGUAAUUAUCCCCUCGCGUCGGCCUGGUAUCAUCAAUAAGUAAUCUAUAUAUUAGUAAAGUUAUUACUGCUCCUUUUUGUUGCCCUUUAACUGGACCUCCAGUAGCGGGUCAAGGCUCUUUUCCGGCUGUCGGUAAGAAUUGCCGACCC
Messenger RNA from Guyanagaster necrorhizus, 1237 nucleotides. RefSeq names its product P-loop containing nucleoside triphosphate hydrolase protein. The record is from RefSeq and is a predicted model, not a curated record. NCBI's taxonomy places the organism in Eukaryota, Fungi, Basidiomycota, Agaricomycetes, Agaricales, Physalacriaceae. The transcript has 6 exons. Gene Ontology annotation, cellular component: mitochondrion. Gene Ontology annotation, biological process: mitochondrial respiratory chain complex I assembly; iron-sulfur cluster assembly. Gene Ontology annotation, molecular function: ATP-dependent FeS chaperone activity; ATP binding; 4 iron, 4 sulfur cluster binding. Bases 1 to 993 code for a protein of 330 amino acids.